Messenger RNA from Scylla paramamosain (green mud crab), 2981 nucleotides. Its product is annotated as kelch-like protein 12. The coding region runs from base 282 to 1382 and encodes 366 amino acids. Gene Ontology annotation, biological process: regulation of transcription by RNA polymerase II. Gene Ontology annotation, cellular component: nucleus. Lineage: Eukaryota; Metazoa; Arthropoda; Malacostraca; Decapoda; Portunidae. The transcript is spliced from 5 exons. The record is from RefSeq and is a predicted model, not a curated record. Gene Ontology annotation, molecular function: protein binding.
AUCAUGAUCAAGAUCAAGAUCAGACAAACAAAACACUUUCCUAGAGUCAAGUAGUAUCAGGCAGAACGGCACCAAUAGCAAACUUACUGCUACGGUUACGGUUACUGCUUACUGGUUACGGACAUCAGUUGACCUUCACACUGAACGUAUAUGUAAAACUAGCGGUACGGAUCUUAAGCAUUUGACUGUGUAAACUAAAGGUAUGUGAGACAAGCCAGGAAGACAGCCCCUAAGCAUCUGAGAAGUGGUAACCUGCUUUUAUCUAUUCAGUAUAAGAAGUGAUGGCUUCAGAUAUCAUCACAUCUCAGCGGCAUAUUCACUCCUUUAGUUGGAAUCAUCACAGGCAGACUUUUUUCAACACAAUCUUCAACCUCAGGAAGGAAGAGGUCUUCUGUGAUGUCACCCUUGUCUGUGAUGGUGUUCUGUUUCCUGUACACCGGUUGGUCCUUGCCAUGUGUAGUGAGUUCUUCAAUGAAAUCCUUACCAAGGUUCCCAACCAGCAGCCAAUGCUAGUGUUGGUGCCAACUGUGAGUGCAGAAGAUUUGGAGGCCUUACUCACUUACGUAUACCGAGGAGAAAUUCAAGUUUCCCAAACAAAUCUUCCUUCCAUCAUGAAAGCUGCGAAGAUACUAAAAAUUAAGGGAUUCUGCCACACAAAUGUCGAAAGAAUUCCAUGGGAGCAGUAUAUGAGGGACCCAGGAGAGGAGGAGGAGACAAAUAACAAGGAAAGUAGAGAAGAGAGUGACAGCCGUGAUAGUAUAUUCUCUGUGUUACCUGACUCCCCUGAAGAGAUAACACAGGAAUCCAGCCACCUUCCACAGUUGAAGACUAUUGUACCCAAAUAUCAUCAGGUGGAAGUGUUCAUUGACAAUACAGAAGAGUCUCAUGACAUGAUUUAUGAUGAAGAAAUAGAGGCAGAAAAAGAAGAAAUAAGAGAAGUGAGUGAUACCUGGAUGAAAAUGGAGGCAGAGAAGGGGGAGGAGGAAGAAGAGCUUGAUCCAUUGAGUGUGCCACUGGCCCCACACACGCUUGCCUUCACUUCUCCAGAUCAGGAUUCCACCACCUACAUUCCAGAUACCCCAUUGCCUGUGGAAGUCAGCUGGUCUGAGGAUUCAUACCAAGAGCAACUCUUCAAUACAUCAGCUUGUGCUGCCACAACAAGUGGUAGCACUAGCUGCACCAGCAGCACAGGCUGCCGCUACACAGCUGAACAGAAGCUGGAGAUAGUGAAGAACUAUUACCACUAUGGCCCAACUAAAACAGCAAGGAUAAUGAGUGAACUCCUUAGCAGAAAAAUUAAUGAAUCAUCAGUGCGAUCAAUUGUCAGGGCCUGGAUUAGGAAUCAGAAGGCAAAUCGUGAAACUAACAAAGAGACAGAGUAAACUUAGGUGGCAAGUGUAUUUUUAUUACAAGCUUAACUCCAAAGCACGCCAGCUGCACUUUUUUACUUUAAUGAGUCACCCUUAUGGCAUUACAUCACCAAGUUACUCAGCACUGGAUAAAGUAUCAUGUUUUCAAACAUUCUUUUAUAUAAGGUAUGUCAUUAAUUGAAUAACUGUAGACAACAUACAUAAGAGGAAGAGUGGGAUUGUGUGAAGUGAAGAGAGGCCAUCAUACACAAUCUGAUUGGUAGGUCAGGUUCCUAGUAUCAGUCUAAUCCAUUUUUGACAUUUACUUCACUUUGUUGAGUGUAAUAUUAUAAUCAUGUUUUUAUUGUUUGUGUAAAAGCAAAUGUUAUUGUAGAAAAGGUAACAUGGAAAAGCACUCACAUCUAUCCUUUAUUAGGUGGUAGGGUGGCCCAUUCUCACCUUUAUUUGGUACAGUGUCAGUAAUAUCUGGGGAGCUCUGGAAAUGGAUAUUGUGUUGUGAUUGUGCAGUGGAUUUUAGACAAUCUCAGGCCCCUUUUUACGUGGAGAUGCAGUAUGCUAGUUUUUAGCCAUCUGUCAUUGAGUAGAAUCUUAAAAAAAAAAAAAAAGGCAAAUUGCAGCAUAGGAGUGAGGAAUAUGCAACAUUUAAGCAGGGAUGUAUGUGAGGAUAGUCCCUAGCAGAAUGGAAUAGACUAGGAGAGUGAGAACCACAUGUGCAAGAAUGAAAUGUUUGAAUAAAUGUAAGUGGAGAAUUCUGUCAUAAUCAUCUAGAUUGGUGCUGACUAGACUAGAUUAAAUUUCUCUCUCUCUCUCUCUCUCUCUCUCUCUCUCUCUCUCUCUCUCUCUCUCUCUCUCUCUCUCUCUCUCUCUCUCUCUCUCUCUCUCUCUCUCUCUCUCUCUCUCUCUCUCUCUCUCUCUCUCUCUCUCUCUCUCUCUCUCUCUCUCAUCAGGUUUAUAGUUAUUGUUUUGUUACCAUUUUCUUCAUUAUUCAAAUUUAUUUUAAGUCAUUUUCUAUGAUUGUUCAAGUGCACAAGUAUGUAUGUUUGCAUGUCAUUGUAGUCUUAUUUAAAAUGUCCAUACUUUUAUCUUCAAUUUUUUAAUAUGGAGUGUUGCACUUUUUUUUUUUAUACAUGAUUAAGAUUCUUGAGUAAUGUGAUGUGACCUUUAUAACUUGAGUUUUUUUUUUGUAUUAAGUGGAGGUAUAGUGUAGCUUUAUUUAAUUAUUGUUUACUUGAUAUUAUAUAUGAGUAUUGUAUUUUUCUCUUAAUGUGAACUGUGGUUGAGAAAGCCAGGCUCCACAUAGUUAUGUCAGCUCCUAUAUAGAUCCCCAUACUAAAGUAUCCAUAAUCAUCAUGAUUUUUCUAGUUGAUGUUUGGUAAAGGUGAACUGUGGUGGAGAAAGCCAGGCCCUACAUAGUUAUGUCAGCUACUGUAUAGAUCCCCCAUGCAAAAGUAUCCAUAAUCAUCAUGCUUUUUCUAGUUGAUGUUUGGUAAAGGUAAAUAUCCAUCACUUUACUGGACAGUCUUUUAUAUUAUUAGUGACUCUUCAGGUGGCCUGACAUAACAGGAAAGUAUCCUGUUCUGUAUUAAUAUAAAAAUAUAUUGUUACAGUAUU